UGAAUGCAACUACCGAAUCAGUGUAAAUUGAGUGUUUAUAUGGACGAUAUUUACAGGUAAAAAUGGCACUGACCGCUGAUCUGACGAUACAACUAUAAUGGCUAGUGAGGAUUUAAUACCAAAAACAGCUAAGAAUGGCACAAAAUCUUCAAAAUCAAGAAAAUGUUGUGUCUGGAUAUGCCAAAUCACAUCGGAAGCAUUCCUUGAGGAAGAAGAUUUACUUCAUUAUAUUGGUCGAAUUGAAUCAACUGUUAGCAAAUCAGCUAUUGGUGCAGUAUUGUUAAUUCUCAGCUAUGCUCUAUCGAUUAUGUCUCUUGCCAUUGGUUUUUUACGCAUAGGAACUUGUCAAUGCCAACCAGUUUUGCCGAUAUUUCUUAUUGUGCAUGGAUCUGCGAUGUGUGUUCGUAGUUUAUUUGAAACUGGAAAAUUAUGUAAACAAACAAAGCGGGAAGAUGCUUCUUCUAAUGCAUGUUCUCCGUUGCAAACAUUGAGCAAGAUAUCCAGUGUUCUUGUUGCUUUCUGGACCAUUACAGGAUCAGUAUGGGUGUUUAGCAUCGUUACAGAGGUGAAUGUGAAUGAAGCUAACAAUAUGAACUACUGUGAUCCAAUGCUUUACUGGUACUCUCUAGUACUUGUUUCCGUUAUCUUAACAGGACUGAUACUGAAAGCAAUAUUUUUAUUGGUCAUCAGUUUAGUAUAUUGUAGAUACGAAGAUAGGUCAUGGUACUCCGAACUAAUGGCUGACAAUUUGGGUGCGUUUGUAUAACUAUAUUCUUGAAAUGAAUUAUCAUAUGUAUAUAUAAAUAUUUAUUUAUUUACUUAUUUAUUUUUAAUAAAUAGUGAUAACAAUACUCAAAAAAAUUCGACGGGAACUUUCUAAUAAAUCUUGGAAUGUCAUCUCAGUCAAGAUCAAGAUAUAAAGAUAUAAUUUUUUUCUCACAAAAUGAUGAUAACAGCGCGUUUUUUAUAUGAAAAGCGAUAAGAUCCUUUUGGAAAAAAGCUAUAUAAUAACAACUUAGUGUAAUGAACAAAAAUAGUAAAAUUCAGUCACACCUUUCAAAAGCCGUUAGCAUGUGUUUGUUCGUCGCUAAUUCUGACUUACUUCCUAAUGCAGAUGUGAAUAUCACUCUUAAAGGAGUCUAGUGAAUCAUCUUAUUCCCAAUCAAAAGACGAUAAUUGUUUACUUCAUUUACAGAGGGAAUAUUUUUUAUUGAAUUAUAACCUACGUUCUAAACAAAUUGUCAUGUAUUAACUGCAAUAACAUUUUCCAUCCAGUAAAAUGUCAAGUGGUGUGUGACAUUUAGCGUGAUGAAUAAAAUCUCUUCAUGAUCAAAUCAAAUUUAUUUCAUAUUUACGGAGACAUAUAAAAAUUUAGCAAUUUGUAAAGAACGAUUUCAAUUUUAGCAGUCUUGUGAUCUUUUUGAUUCUAGUUUUUUUUCAAAAUCCUGUACUACAAUGUUCAAGCCAUAUAACCUGGCAUAUUAUAUAUUUAUAUUCUAGUAUAGUAUUUAUAAGUUGAUAUUAUUGAUGAUACAUGUAACCAAUAAAUGGUGCUCUGAUGGUUGUACAUUCAUGAAGAAUUAUCAAACUAUUGAUUAUAUAAUUGUUGAAAAUUUUUUUCAUGUUUUCUAAUAUUUAAUCAUGUUUAAUAAACGAAAGAACUGUAACGUUAAA
Messenger RNA from Mytilus californianus (California mussel), 1674 nucleotides. RefSeq lists its product as uncharacterized. The record is from RefSeq and is a predicted model, not a curated record. Bases 98 to 766 code for a protein of 222 amino acids. NCBI's taxonomy places the organism in Eukaryota, Metazoa, Mollusca, Bivalvia, Mytilida, Mytilidae. The transcript is spliced from 6 exons.